AUGGAUCAACGUAACCAAAAAUCCUUGUUGCCCGAUUUUUCAAAUAGUUUCGCCGGGCAAUUUAAUGGGAUUCCACAUGGCAACGCGAAUUCGCUCAUGUCCACAUUACAUACUUUGCAAAGUAUGGGUAACCAAUUGUUACCCUCCACCGAUCUCCAUAACGAUAUUCAAAAACAGUUUCUACUUGAACAGCUACAGCUAACAGCAAUGCAAAACAUGCAAAACAUGCAAAAUAUGCAAAACAUGCAAAGUAUGCAGAACAUGUACAAUACUAUCAAUGGAACAACUCAAAAAUUGGAUUCAAAGUUCGCCACAAUCUCACAGCCCAAUCUCUUCUCCACCAUGACAGGAACCGAGCCAUCUACCUCCACGAAUCUCUACUCUUCCUUACCAUCUACUUCAGGAUUACAAAAUACUGUAUCUCAACAUGCUCUUGCUGCUGCAUCAACGUUGCCAAAUUUAGCUCUACAAAGUACGCUAAUGCUCGAUGGAAAACUGGGAGGAGCGUUGAAUAUGAAACUACCACAAACAACAAUCGAUCAAACGCAAGCGGCAGUUGUUGAAGAUUGGAUGAAGAACAUACGCGUGGACAGUUUGCUGGACCCAUUCAAGGCUGCUAAUACUUCCACCCUCCAACCCUCUUUGUCUCUAAACACACCAAUUGCGCCCAUGUCGUCAUUAGCCCUUUCAAAUGAUGCAUUCAAGUACACAUCACAAUUAAUAAAAGCCCAAUUCGAGCAGUCAUCAUUGAUACAACAAUCGGAGCCGACAGUAGUCCAACCGAAAGUUACGGCUCCUGAACCAGUUCAACCUCAAGUGCCGUCACCAGAAGUUGAAAUCAUCCAUGUUACCGAUACUCCUUCCACCUCAACUGCAACACUCUCCAACUCCGAAAUACCAUCUACGCCUCUCGAUUUUGUGAUGCCCGUCAAAACAUCAACGCCCGCCGAAGCAUCAACGCCAAUUGAUACUUCAACUCCUGCAAAGGCAAUGACACCGGCCGCGGAAAUAACAUCUGCAGAAAGGGCAGCGACGGCCACACCUACCGCCACCCUUGCGACGAUUACGCGCGAGGCAACAGCUGAGAGGGCGGAUACGGAAGCGCAAUCGGCGUUAGAAUUUGAUGAGGCGCACGAUGAUGUUGAUAAUAUUUUUGGAUUAUCGUUACCAGAAGAUGCGGUUGGAACAAGUGCGUUGUAUAGAAGGCCGAGCUCAGCGGAAGGUGGAUUAAGUCCGAUUGAUCUCCUGAGUUUUCUGCUGAAUGAUUUUUGCAGUGUGUGGUCGAGCGUUGUCAUGGAGCAAGAGUGUUGUCGAAGUGUCCACGCCUUUGCGUUUAAGAGCUUGGUCCACACGGUCCAGCUGAUCUUUGUAAAAAUCCGCAUUCACCGUUUCACCUGGUCUCAGAAGUUCAAAAUGCACGAUACGUGUGUUCCACUAGACACAUAUCAUCACCUUCUUUCCGUGGAUGUCCGGUUUUGGAGUCGGUUUCGGGGUCUCGCCAGGACUCAGCCACUGUUUUUUUCUCCCAUUAUUGUCCUAAAUCCAUUUCUCAUCCGAUGUCAAAUUCGAAUCGAAGAAACCACGAUUUUUGGAGCGACGCAUCAGAAUAUUGGCAACUUCAACACGUCUUUCCUUGUUCGAAUCGGAAAGCUCAUGAGGGACCCAUUUUCCACAUCUGUUUGUCUUUCCGAUUGCAUGCAAAUGUCUGGGAAUUGUGGAAAAAUCCUCUAUCGAAGUUCUGCAACCCUCAAAAACAAAACAAAUGUUCAGUUCACACCACCCGACUCACCACAGCAGGAAUUCACACUUGAUGACAUUUUUGGUCUACCAUCUGACCCAAAAUCGAGUUCCAAAAAGGAACCAGCAGUCCUUCCCGCCCCACUCAAGCCAAAAAUGGAGCCCAGAUUCAGUGAUAGCCCUACAACUAGCACUUUCGACGCUCAUGGCUCCUCCGACCCAUCUACCUCUACCUCGCUUGUCAAAUCAACACUAGCUCUAUCGAAGGAAGACGAAGAACUCAUUAAUAAUUUCGUGAAACCAAAUACCAUUCCUGUAUACCGACAAAAGGCGGCGUUGAUGUCAUUGGUCGCCCAAGAAACCGCUAAAAAGAAAGACCCGACUUACGAUGCGUUUGAAUUUGAAGAUGAUGAUGAAUUGAUAGGAGGAGAAACAUUAGGAGAAAUAAAACCAGAGCAAGAUCUGCCGAAACCAGUUGUUGAGCAACCUAAAAUGAAAAGUAUAUACAUUCCUGGAGUAGGAUUUGAAAUUCAAGGUCCCGAAAAGCCAGCACCCAAAAAGUAUCAACCAAAACCAACGGCUAUCGUAGUUCACCAAGAUUCUUUUCUAGAUAAAGUAUUCCUCACGGACGCAGACAAACUACGCUCCGAACGAGACGAAGAACUAAGCUGUCCACUAUUCAAAAUCAAUCAAAUUGCAAGUACGGAGUGCGCAAAGAAUACAAGAAGGUUCACUAAGGAGCAACCACUUUUACCCAAGUUUAUAAUUCGAAUUGAUCAUUUGCAAACCAUCAGUGAAGAACCAAUGGCAACUAGGAAACGAACAAAACGGAAGAAAAACAAGAAUGACAGCGAUAGCGAGGACUAUGAUUAUUAUGAAGAUGUGGCCUACAGGAAAAGGAAAACAACAAGAAAAGUGUACACUAUCCACCGAGACACAGGUGGUAUUUCUCAAAGGAAAGUUGUAGACUUCCCAAUUGGACCGUGCGUAUCUAAUGAGGACAAAAAACGAGUACGGACGUUUGGUCCAGCUGAAGGAAUUCUGCCGAAAGGAACAUAUGUUGUCUGUAAAACCGAUAUUCUGAAAGAUGACUGUGCGGUGUGGAGGGUCGACAAUCAGAAUUUGCUUCAAAAGUUUCCUCCUUUUCGAGAUACAAAGACGAAUAAGCUGGUGUACAGAAGUAGUAGUACGUAUUCCGGAUGGUGUGAACAAAUCGCAUGUCAUUACUUCCGUGUCCUCGUGCGAAUUUUAAAGCAGAAUCGUUCUGAAACAACUGUGGAACCCGAAGUUCCGCUAGCCGACCUCUUCUGCGCAUCAUCUGUGGAAUUUUUUAGAAAUCCAAGAACUGUGUUUAUCAAAGGUAAAAAAUCACAUAAUUUCCAAAUUUAUCCACAAAAUUUUACUUUUUUAGAAGACACCAACGAGAAUACUGAUGAAGCAGCGGCAACGGAGAAUCCGGAAAUCUCGAAUCCGAUAAAACUUGCUUUGCAGAAAAUUGUCACUGCUUAUAUUAUUCAAGUUUUCAACAAGAAACACAUUGAAUAUCUUAAUGAUAAAAAUGAUUUCAACUACAUCCAUUCCGUCGAUGAAGUGGAAAGUCAGAAUUCGCAGUGCGAAGAGCUGAUCAAGAAGCGUAUACCAAUUGAACUAAAGCACAGAAGAUGGAUCGGAACGUAUACUAGACUUGCUGUUUCAAAAUCAGCGUAUUAUUGUCUGGGAAAGUGUCAGAUAUGUAAACGAAAAAAACCAAGGAGAAUCAUUCAUUUUUUCGACAAAACGCCAUACACGCUAAAUAUGACGGUUGAAGAGAAGCCGGAAGAAACGCCGAUUGAAAAAUGGAGAGAUCCGAUUGUAGCUGAUGCCAUCUCAUGUGGACGGUGUGCAAUGGCGGUGGAAUUUCUACACAAAAUGCAUCAUAUGAGAUUUCACUUGUUGCGAGAAUGUCGAGAUAAGUUGGAAGAACUGGGAACCACCGACAUUGAUUUGUCCGUUGAGGAAAUGAUGGAAAAGGCGACAACGGACAAAAAAUGGAUGAAUGAACUCAUCGACAAGAAUUUCCACCUAUGGGACCAAGUCCGCUCUGAAUUCCGCGAAGUUUAG
Caenorhabditis briggsae is the source of this 3837-nucleotide messenger RNA. RefSeq names its product Protein CBR-EOR-2 (gene Cbr-eor-2). Gene Ontology annotation, cellular component: nucleus. Bases 1 to 3837 code for a protein of 1278 amino acids. The record is from RefSeq and is a predicted model, not a curated record. NCBI's taxonomy places the organism in Eukaryota, Metazoa, Nematoda, Chromadorea, Rhabditida, Rhabditidae. The transcript has 16 exons.